Molecule: messenger RNA, 3609 nt
Organism: Salmo salar (Atlantic salmon)
Lineage: Eukaryota; Metazoa; Chordata; Actinopteri; Salmoniformes; Salmonidae
Source: RefSeq, a predicted model, not a curated record
CCUCUUUUUUUCUUAGAAUGACAUUGGGGACGAUAUUAUAACAUUUAAUUGAUAUUCUGUGGCACCUCACCUCUUUAUUUACUCUUUACCCAAACAAACCCCUCAGCCUACUCAGUUUUAACGGCAGACUUUAUAUUCUGCAUUGCAGAGCAGGUGUGAGCAGCUCCUUAAUCUGCUUUGUGAUCGCAGCGGGGAGGUAAGCAAACUAUUGAGAUUAUUCGUUUGGAAAUGAAAUGCAGAGGUGGAACAGAUACAAUUGUGACUUAAGCACACCUCUCUAGUAAGUUGGGAAGCAUGAAUAUGAAAAUGUUUCUGCAGUUGUUUGAUGGGUUUUGAAAAGCAACGAGGGUCCAAUAAAAUAAUGUGUGGCCUGUGGGAAGAUGACCUAUAUCAACAAUCUUCCAAAUCAGACUGGGUAGCCUAGCAAACCCCAAACUGAAAAAAAACCAUUCUAGGUCGGUGAUGUUUUGCUUUAAUUUGUAGAAUUCUCAAACCCCACGUCAAAAAAAAGAUAGGCUAUUGCUGUGUGUCUUAGGGUAUGAGACAUUUACAUUUACGUAAUUUAGCAGACGCUAUUGUCCAUAGGGUUCAUUAGUGGCCUAUAGCGGGACACAGCACGGGAAUGUUUCAUUGAGGCAUAUUGGGCCAUAGAGAUUUCGAUUAUGGAUGCUUUGUGGUACCUCGCAACUGUUUACUUUGAUUGCGUGACGCACUACACGCCAUGAUUGAGUCAUAAUAGCGUGUCGCACACAUGCAGCUUAUAUGGUCCACAACAACCUGUAACGGUCAGAUACACUUUAUCAAUCAGGCAGAGCAGUAACAUUGUAAUGUGGCUUCAACCCCACGUUUGCUCAUGGUAAAGAGCGCGCAACCACCAGAACAGAAAGCAUUAAAUAACGUUAGGGAGGUCGUCAUGGCGAAGUGUGACUGAAGAAGGAAGAUGUUAACAUGUUUGCCACUGCAGUAAAUUACAUGGGCCUCUGUGUGCCCAGGCUCCUACAAGCAUCCAAGGAGGAGUUCAGUUCAGACGGGGUCAUUGGGCCCCACCUUUUCCUGAUUCUCCUCUCCAUUCUCCUGCUCCUGUUCUGGGCCAUCCAUUUGUGUAAGGACGAUGAUGAUGUCUUCGGCGACAUUGACCAAGCGCUGGUCAAUAACUUCACAGAGGGAGUUCAUCUCUACUACAGCUACCUCCAACGACUGGAGGAACUAACGUUACAUAUGGAGGACCUCACCUCUGAGGUGGACCUGGAAUCCUGCGCUGACCCCCAAUCGUGCUUUGACUCAUGCUCAUCCAGAUCAUCUUCUAGAUCACAUUCUAGACCACAUUCUAGAUCCUCCAGAUUUAGUGACUGCAGCACAUGCCGAACCUGCAAUAAACGGCGGAAACGGCAUCCACCUGACAGGUUUAAAUUCCUGAAAGGCGGUGGUCCAGAUAGUCACUGUUCUUCAGGUAGUUCUAUCCCACUGGCUAAGCCCUGCCUCAAGCUACCAGGAGGUGGUGAUGUUAAGGACAGUCACCAUGGCUCCACACACACCUCCUGUAGCUCCUCCUGCAACUCCUCUAGGUACGUGACUCCUUCUGACUCCCCUCAACCUCUGGAAUACCAGCCCUGCCCUCGUCAGCUUACUGCUAUUGGUUGGAGGCUAAACUGGACUCUGAUGGAGGCCAAACUGGACUCUCCUGUCGCUGUGCCUGUUGCUGCUGCUUCUACUGUCACUGGCUGUAAAGACAGAGCUGCCAGCCGCACAGACCGCUCCAGGACUCCGACUGCGAGACAUAUUCCAAUGGUAAGACAGCUGUUUGAGGUCGUGCCGAGGAAAGGAGACCCAGCCGUCCUGUGCCGCUGGUACCGCAGACACUUGGAACUCAACGUGACACAGAAGGUGGCCCGUAAGCGCUGGAGGAUUGCCGUGCUGAUGAUCUCCAUCAUUAGGUGGCUGCUCCCCGAGAGACUGAAGGGAGGAGGCACCACCAGCUCAACCUCCACCUCUGCAUCCACCACCACUACCACCACCACCACUACCACCCAGUUCAACACCUCAACCACCUCUCAGGCUAAGAAAGGAUCAAAGAUCACCAGGAAAACUGCCAGUGUUCCAGCUUUCUGCCCUCAGGGUGCCAAACCUCCAUCUCCCUCCAGGGCUCCAUGCCAGUCUCCAGGGUUAGAGGGUAAACCCAAGUCCAUCAUGAUGUACACUCAGGGCGCCAGGAUCCCCUUCAUUUGCCAGGAGGUCCGAGAGAAGCUUGAGUCUCAUGUUUGCCGCAAGCAGAGCCAGCGCCUCUGGGGCUUCCCCAAGCUGGUCACCAGGUACGUGGGCGACCUUGCGCUCCAGCAGCUCCCUACCUCCGGCAGCGCAGGCGACGGGAAGGUCAUGGGCAAUGUGACCGACCGUCAGGCGGUGUUCUCUGGACGAGCGCACCGCAACACAGAGUUCAGGUUGAAGAACAAGACUACAAGGCCAGCAGAGGAGCCGCAGGCUACUGCAGCCGUAGCGAAGGACAGCUCACCAGCCACCAGACCUGUAGAGAAGACUACCACCAGCACUGUGCUCCAGCCAGCCGAGAGCCACGCUACCAAACCUUCCCAGACCGGACACUCUCUGAACCAGACAUCCCCUGUGAGGAGCUUGACCCCGGAGAGAUGCUGGCUGGAGGAGAAGGUGAGGAGUAAGUAUAUGGAGGUGAAGCUCAAACACUUUCCCGGCAUGGUGGCCCAGUCAUACCACUCCGCCCUUGCUUCGGCAACCAGCCAUCCAACUAGGAAACCCACCCAGGUGGCAGAAGCCCCUGCUGUUGUUCUGAAACGCCCCGCCCCACUCAGACAGCGGGAUAAGGUGUUGUUCAUGGACCAGGAGGAGCUCAGGCACCUGGAGGACAACCUGAUCAUGAAACAUAUGGAGCACCUUCAGAGGCAGGGAGUGACCACCGACUCGGCCCCCUCGGCCCACACCCAGGGAGUGACCACCGCCUCGGCCCACACCCAGGGAGUGACGACCGCCUCGGCCCCCUCGGCCCACACCCAGCGAGUGACGACCGCCUCGGCCCCCUCGGCCCACACCCAGCGAGUGACGACCGCCUCGGUCCCCUCGGCCCACACCCAGGGAGUGACCACCGCCUCGGCCCACACCCAGCGAGUGACGACCGCCUCGGUCCCCUCGGCCCACACCCAGGGAGUGACCACCGCCUCGGCCCCCUCGGCCCACACCCAGGGAGUGACCACCGCCUCGGCCCACACCCAGCGAGUGACGACUGCUUCGGCCCCCUCUGCCCACACCCAGCGAGUGACGACUGCCUCGGCCCACGCGCAAAUCUCACACAGCCUGGCUCUAGAGACCUCGACUCACACAGCCACUGUCUCACAUCCCCAUCCUGCCCUCAUUAAACAGCUGGUUCUGAUGAAUGGUUUGGAAGGAGGCUUCGGGGAGCUCAAGACCCUACUGGCCCCACAGCAGCACGAGGUGAAACCUAGCUCAGCCACAGCCAAGGUGGUAUCCGGACCAGCUGAUUCUGCAGUAUCAUCCAACACUGAGACCCAAAGGUCCAGCGGGCUCCCUCUGCCUCCUUUGAUUAGGCCUCCCUCUCGUUUUAAUUCUGCACAUUCUACCUAA